AUGUCCGAUCAAGACACUAAUACAAAUAAAUACAGUGAAUGGCGAAGUAUCUUAAAAUAUCACAUCGACUUAUAUAAUGCAUUGUAUCAGUUAAAAACGGAAAAUGAAGAAGAAUUAAACUCGAUUUACAAAAUGAUCAAAACAGAAUUGAUUGAUUCAAAGAAAUAUCUUCCCCAAAAUAUUGUAAGAGAUAUUUUAGAUAUCAUUCUGUAUAAUAACCGCUAUACAAAAUCAUAUUUGAAACUCGCCAAACAUAUAGUUGAUGAUUAUCAUGUCACAGAUGUUAGAAAUAUUCAACUUACUCCAUAA
This is a messenger RNA of Trichomonas vaginalis G3, 309 nucleotides long. Its product is annotated as spectrin binding. Bases 1 to 309 code for a protein of 102 amino acids. The transcript has a single exon. NCBI's taxonomy places the organism in Eukaryota, Parabasalia, Trichomonadida, Trichomonadidae. The record is from RefSeq and is a predicted model, not a curated record.